Molecule: messenger RNA, 1068 nt
Organism: Phascolarctos cinereus (koala)
Lineage: Eukaryota; Metazoa; Chordata; Mammalia; Diprotodontia; Phascolarctidae
Source: RefSeq, a predicted model, not a curated record
AUGCUUAAUGAAUGUAAGGAGUGUGGGAAGGCUUUCCUGUAUAAGUCACAACUUAUUCAACAUCAAAGAGUUCAUAAUGGAGAGAAACCUUAUGAAUGUGGUCAAUGUCAGAAGGCUUUCCGGACAAAGGCAUCUUUUACUCUGCAUCAGAAAAUUCAUUUUGGAGACAUUCCUUAUAAAUGUAAAGAGUGUGGGAAGGCUUUCCUCUACAACUCAGAUCUUACUCGACAUCAAAACAUUCAUACUAGAGAGAAACAUUAUGAAUGUAGUGAAUGUGGGAGGGCCUUCAGAAUUAAGUCAGAGCUUACUGUGCAUCAGAGAAUUCAUGCUGGAGAGAACCUGUAUGAAUGUAAGGAGUGUGGGAAGGCUUUCCCCUACAACUCACAGCUUAUUCGACAUCAAAUAAUUCAUACUGGAGAGAAACCUUAUCAAUGCACUGUGUGUGGGAUUGCCUUCAGGACAACAGCAGGUCAUACUAAGCAUCAGAGCAUUCAUACUGGAGAGAAACCUUAUCAAUGCACUGUUUGUGGGAAGGCCUUCAGGACGACAAAAAUUCAUAGUGGAGACAUUCUUUUUGAAUGUAAGGAGUGUGGGAAGGCUUUCCUGUAUAAGUCAGAACUUACUCGACAUCAAAGAGUUCAUACUGGAGAGAAACCUUAUGAAUGUGAUCAAUGGUGUGUGAAGGCUUUCCUCUACAGCUCAGAUUUUACUCGACACAAGAAAAUUCAUGCUGGAGAGAAGCCUAAUGAAUGUAAUGAAUAUGGGAACAUUUUGAGAUGUAGGAAGCCCUUCUCUCAGAAGUCAGAUGUUACUCAACUUCACAUCAUACCUUAUGAAUGUAAUGUACACGGAAAGGCCUUCCACUUGAGUGUAGGUCUUACUCAAUAUCAGAGCAUUCAUACUAGAGGAACAUGUUAUGAAUGCAGUGAAUGUGAGAAGACCUUCAGGCUGAAGACACAACUUGCUCAACAUCAAAGACUUAAUUCUGGAGGGAAACCUUUUGAAUUUGGGAAAGCCUUUAGACGAAGGACCUACUUGAUGUCCAUCAGAGAAUUCAUGCUAGAGUGA